Molecule: messenger RNA, 541 nt
Organism: Vitrella brassicaformis
Lineage: Eukaryota; Vitrellaceae
Source: the annotation of a GenBank genome assembly
CUAAGGGUGGCAGUCCAGAAGGGGGGCUUGUUGGCGGGGAGCGACCUCAGUCUUCUUGGCAGCGGAUCCACGCUGUACUGGCGCCCGUCGCUGGUCUUGACCCGCCACCCUGCCGCGUUUGUCCACAGCUUGCUCAGCUGGAAGGGGCAGUUCAGUGGCGGGGACCUUCAUGAGCUGGCCCUCGAUGGUCCCCUCGAGGCCGUCAGGGCGGAUCACAACAGCCACCGAGUCGCCAAAAGUGGCCUGCUUGGCGAAGACUUCACCGUCCUCCUCCACCAAGGCGACGGUGGUUGCCGUUGUGGAGCCCUUCGGGCCGUGCACGCCGCCAGCAUCACCGCCCUCGCUUUGGUGUGGCGGCCGCUGCUCUCGUCCGCUGAUCGGUCCUCGCGCCGGGACAUCAGAUAGCGGGCGAUGUCCCAUUCAGGCAAGUCCUCCUUGAGCGUGAUGGUGUUGACGUUCAUGAAGAACGCUUGAUGUCUGUUCUUGGGGAGCAACGCAGACGAUUCAUCUUGGUUUGACGAAGCGAUUUCGUCAUUCGAAG